Messenger RNA from Drosophila subpulchrella, 3564 nucleotides. It is a transcript of the gene rdgC, whose product is annotated as serine/threonine-protein phosphatase rdgC. Gene Ontology annotation, cellular component: nucleus; cytosol. Gene Ontology annotation, molecular function: manganese ion binding; calcium ion binding; protein serine/threonine phosphatase activity. Lineage: Eukaryota; Metazoa; Arthropoda; Insecta; Diptera; Drosophilidae. The record is from RefSeq and is a predicted model, not a curated record. Gene Ontology annotation, biological process: detection of stimulus involved in sensory perception. The coding region runs from base 1 to 2241 and encodes 746 amino acids. The transcript is spliced from 12 exons.
AUGCUACGCAGCUGCGUGUGCCUGCGCACCGAGGAGGACGGGAAGCGGCGCAGCUCCUCCGUGGAAGACGCCUCCUCGUGCCGCUCGUCGGAAAUAGAGCGCGUGGGCGCCAGCAUGCAGACUUUGGGCCCCAAUGGACAGCCGCAGUCAUCCGCCGCGCAGACGAGCACCAGGGCCUCCAGUCUGCUGCAGCUCUUCCAGCGGCGAGGUUGGUGCAAGCACUUCCGCAAGCCGCUCCGGGGCAUGAGCGCCUCCCGGGCCGAAAAGACCAUCCGAGCGGCAAUAUUUAUCCAGAAAUGGUAUCGCAGGCAUCAGGCCCGUCGCGAAAUGCAGAGGCGUUGCAACUGGCAGAUCUUCCAGAACCUGGAGUAUGCCAGCGAACAGGACCAGGCUGAGCUAUACAAAUUCUUCAAUGACCUCAUUAAGCACAUGCCCCAGGCUGCGGGCAGGAAGAAUCAGUACCAAGGAUCCGCUCAUGUUUCCGUACUGGAUGAUAAAGACGACCUCGUUGAAGAGUUUGGAGACAUUGUGAAUGCCAAAAUUGAGUUGCCAAUACGAAAAAACCAUAUCGAUCUAUUGAUUGACGUCUUCCGCAAGAAACGGGGAAACCGAUUGCAUCCAAAAUAUGUGGCCCUAAUCCUACGCGAGGCUGCCAAAUCCCUAAAGCAGCUGCCCAAUAUUUCCCCGGUAUCCACGGCUGUUUCCCAACAAGUUACGGUUUGUGGGGAUCUUCACGGAAAAUUGGACGAUCUUCUUGUGGUUCUGCAUAAGAACGGGCUUCCUUCAUCUUCCAAUCCCUACGUGUUCAAUGGCGACUUUGUGGACAGGGGCAAGCGGGGCUUGGAGGUCCUUCUGUUGCUCCUCUCACUCUAUUUGGCUUUCCCCAAUGCAGUUUUCCUCAACCGCGGAAACCACGAGGACAGUGUUAUGAAUGCCCGCUAUGGAUUUAUUAGGGAGGUGGAAAGCAAGUACCCUCGAAAUCACAAGCGAAUUCUGGCCUUCAUCGACGAGGUCUACCGAUGGCUUCCCCUUGGCUCUGUGCUCAAUAGCAGAGUGUUAAUCGUCCACGGAGGUUUUUCGGAUAGCACAAGCCUAGAUCUUAUCAAAAGUAUUGACAGGGGCAAGUAUGUGUCUAUUUUGCGGCCUCCACUGACGGAUGGCGAGCCACUGGACAAAACCGAGUGGCAGCAGAUCUUCGACAUUAUGUGGAGCGAUCCGCAGGCCACAAUGGGUUGUGUUCCGAACACCCUAAGAGGAGCUGGUGUUUGGUUUGGUCCGGAUGUGACCGACAACUUCCUCCAGCGACAUCGACUCAGCUACGUCAUUCGGUCCCACGAAUGCAAGCCCAAUGGUCAUGAGUUUAUGCAUGACAACAAGAUAAUCACAAUUUUUUCGGCCUCGAAUUACUAUGCCAUUGGAUCCAAUAAAGGGGCUUAUAUUCGCCUGAAUAACCAGCUAAUGCCCCAUUUUGUUCAGUAUAUAUCGGCGGCAUCACAAACAAAGCGAUUGUCUUUCAAACAGCGAAUGGGCAUUGUGGAAAGUUCGGCGCUCAAGGAGUUGGCGGUGCGUAUGCGUGAUCAUCGCGAUGAAUUGGAGGACGAGUUCAGGAGGUACGAUCCCAAGGAUAGUGGUCACAUAUCCAUUUCAAACUGGUGCAAGGUGAUGGAGAAGGUCACCAAGUUGGGACUGCCCUGGCGACUUCUUCGCGAAAAACUGGCCCCGGGAACAGAUAGCCAGAAGGUUAAUUACAACAGGACCCUGGAUUUGUUGGACACUGAUGUAAUACUCGAAGCUGAAGCUGACGGCAUGUCAGUAAUGGACGCUCUAUAUGCCAACAAGGCAAGCUUGGUGGCCAUUUUUAAUAUCAUUGAUGCUGAUAAUUCUGGCGAAAUCACACUAGAUGAGUUUGAAACUGCAAUUGAUUUACUGGUGGCACAUAUGCCAGGUGCCUAUUCCAAGGCAGAGAUGCUAGAGAAAUGCCGAAUGAUGGAUCUAAAUGGAGAUGGUAAAGUGGAUCUGAACGAAUUUCUGGAGGCAUUUAGGUUGAGUGAUCUGCACAGGAAGGAGCAGCAGGACGAGAAUAUAAGGAGACGUUCUACUGGCAGAUCGGCCAUAGCUAAAACCGCUUCAGAUCCCGUGGCAUUGUUGGCCGACAAGAUCUCAAAAAAUACGCUGGUUGUGGAACACGACAUCGAUCCCACGGACUGCGAGUCUAAAGUUAUUGAUCCUAAGAAGUCAUAAGCUAACCAAAUUAUUAAGAAACUAGCUAAGUUUAUGUUUUUUGAUAAAGUUUUCAAUAAGGAUUUUAUUUGCUCCACUUUAAGCAUUUAAAGCACAUUCGUUUUUGUUUAAGUCACUUAUUUAAAAUAUAAAAUAUGUUGCAAACGAAUGUUAACACUUACGUAUAAAAAUUACCAAAAAUAAAAAAAAAAUUAAAGGUAAAACAUAUGAGAUCUCUAAAAAAGAAAAAACAUACUGCUAAUGUCACAACAUUUCUUAGCAUAUUUAAUGGCCAUUCCCCUACGCUUUUGAUUUAAAUGAUAUAUAGUUAUAACAAUCUAUAAUGCACUCUUUUAUAAGCUAUAUUGAGAAAUAAUUAAUGAAGUACUUUAAAAUUUUAAGACAUUUAAAAAAAGAUAUUGUUGGACAAAUAUGUUAUGUCAAAUUUACAAAACCAAAUAUCAGACGCUUUAUAUUAAAAUAUAGGCAUAAAAACAUACAUAUUAACUGUUUAUCUAACUAACAAAGUUAAUGCCCAUGGGAUCAACUUUAAAUUUAAUAUACCACUACGGCUAGUUCUAAAAUUUUAAAAAUUUGACAUGUUAACUAAAAAAAUCAUUCUAUUAAAAGACAUUUUCCUUCUCGUAACAUAAUUAAUCCUAAACGAUUAUGUUGUGCUUUAAAUUUUUAUUAAUAUAGAAGUAAAACGACGUUGAAAACAUAGAUUGAAGUCUUAACAAGUUUAAUGCUUUUGAACCACCAUGCGAUUUAUAAAGUAUAUUUUGUAAGUAAGCAGUUUAAAGAUAGUUAUAAUAAAUGAUAUUAAUUACAUACCUCACAAGAACCAUGCUUUGGCACAAGUAUUUAAGUGCAACUUUUAAACAGCUUGCCAAAUUCAUAUCACAAAACCUUUAGUUUCCAAAUUGUCAUUGAAAUAAAUACAAAAAGCAUUCGAGGCGAGCAAAUAAAAACACCUAGAGUUUCACCAAUGCAACGCAAUAAAAUCCCUGAUAUCAGUUAUAAAAAUUUUACCUUAGGAUAAGAUGUUCCGGAGACAUUUAUAGUUGCUCCUACCUAAUAAAAAAGUAAUUUAUUCAAAAGAUCGUAAUCGAGUACCUAUGACAAGCUAAAACAAAAACGCUUCUAAACAGGCACUACUGGACCAAUAAAUUUAGCCAAUCGUUGGCAGUUAAAUAAUAACACACUAUGCUAGUCAUCAAUUAACAUUAUUCUAAUGUAUAUCUACUAUAAGAAGCACCUGUCCCCUAUUUGUAUUUUGAGCCACAUUUCAACGAUAGACAAAAUAUUUUCCAGGAACUUUAUUAAUAAAUAUGUUGAAUAAUA